GACCUGCAUUAAAGCCUCCUGUGCCCCAGCCUGGCGUUUCUCCAGCGGGAACUCUCCUCGGGCUCUGCCGACGCCAGCCCCUGAGCCGGAGACUCCAGCGGAGAGGCCUCGGGGACAGCGCUGGGAGUGGCAGAUCGUCUCAUCCUCCCAUGGAACAGGGAAAAGAAAUGGCUGCUGUCGAGCCAGUCCAGGGGUCGGUGACAUUCGAGGAGGUUGCUGUGUAUUUCACCAAGGAGGAGUGGUCUCUGCUGGACCCUGCUCAGAGAGCCCUCCACAGAGACGUCAUGCAGGAGAACUAUGAGAACGUGACCUCACUGGCAGGUGACUGGAUGGUGAAUGAGAAUCAGGAGCAGAAUUCUCAACAGGCAGAUGCUAAGCAAGUGGAACUGCACAAAGCAUUAUCACAAAGAUCUAAAGGAACUGUGUCCAGGAGUCAUGAGCAGGGAAAAGUUUGUAAGAGUCAGCACAGGCCAAAAAGGCAGCAGGGAAACCAGCCAGGGGAGAAACUGGGUAAAUCUACAAAUAGGCCAGGAACUCACAAACACCUCAAGGAAACCAGAGCCCAGCAAAGAAUCUCCCCAGGAGAGAAAAACAACACAUGCACUGAAUGUGGGAAAAGCUUCAGUAGCCCCUCAAAGCUUAUUAGGCAUGAGAGAAUCCACACAGGAGAGAGACCCUAUACCUGUUCUGAGUGUGGGAAAAGCUUCAAUGAUAUGUCCCCCCUUAUUAGACAUGAGAGGGUCCAUAUAGGAGAGAGACCUUACGAAUGCUGUGAGUGCAGGAAAAGCUUCACUCAGAGUUCAGCACUUAUUAGACAUCAUAGAAUCCACACAGGAGAAAGACCAUAUGAAUGCUCAGAGUGUGGGAAAAACUUCAAUGACAACUCACACCUUCUCAGACAUGAGAGAAUUCACUCAGGAAAAAGAGCCUAUAAAUGUUCGGUGUGUGGAAAAACCUUCACUUACCGCUCAGGCCUUAUUACACAUCAAAGGAAACAGACCCUAUGCAUGCUGGGAGUGUAGGAAAAUCUUCACUGACUGACCAGGGCUUAUUUGUCUUCAGAGAUUCCACACAGGAGAGAAACCCUAUAAAUGCUCAGGGUUUGGGAAGAGCUUUUAUGUGUGCUCACACCAUGUUGCGCAUCUGAGGAUCCACAAGAGUGAUAAAUACCAUAAAAACUUGCCUAGGGCUGACAAAAUAUGUUUUCUUUAAUACUUUGGCUAAUUCCCACAUAGUGAACUCUAAGGCUAUUUGCACCAUUUGCUUCACCAUGGUCUGUCAGGUCCCCCAGAUGAGUUACCUGCUUUUGCCCACAUACAGUGGUUGAAGUUUUCAAACGCGUUUCUGCACAAAGUAACCUGACCUCCACCAUUUUUCUUAGUUUAAAGAAACCUGGAGUAUCACUUUUAUACUAUUCCUCGCACUGCAAAGUGAUUGUUACAGUCACCGAGUUCCCCCUUUGGGGACAGAUUGUUUCAUUCCUAGUUGUUCUCAUGGUACCCCCUGGGUUGUGCAGAGCAACACUCAUUUUUUCUCAUUUAAAAUAUAUUUAAAUAUAACCAAGAGCAGGGACAGGCAAAAGAAUAUUGUUUCAGCUUCUGUUAGACUGGAAGGUGAAGGGUGAGUUGGAGGGAUUCUCUCCUUCCCCAACACUCGAGUUAUGUCAGCUUCUGUCUGAGCCAUGCAAUAUUUAGAAUGUGGAGAAGAAUAUCCUCCACCUACUAACGUGUCACAUAAUGCCGUAUUCUCAACUCUGUGAUUCAGAAUUGUGCUUUGAAAUCAGACUCAAUAGUGCUACAGAUGAAUGUGUCACAGUCCUGGAAGGGAAAUUUGAAUGGAUCCCAAACAGAAUGUGAUCAUAGAACGUUAGAGUUGGAAGAGACCUAAGGAGGUCAUCUAGUCCAAUCCCCUGCUCAAAGCAGGACAACACCAACUAAAUCAUCCCAGCCAAGGCUUUGUCAAACUGGGGCUUAAAAACCUCUAAGGAUGGAGAUUCCACCACCUCCGUAGGUAACCCAUUCCAGUGCUUCACUACCCUCCCAGUGAAAUAGUGUUUCCUAAUAUCCAACCUAGAACUUCCCCACUGCAACUUGAGACCAUUGCUUCUUGUUCUGUCAUCUGCCACUACUGAGAACAGCGUAGCUCCAUCCUCUUUGGAACUUCGCUUCAGGUAAUUGAAGGUUGCUAUCAAAUCCCCCCUCGCUUUUCUCUUCUGCAGACUAAAUAACCCCAGUUCCCUCAGCCUCUCCUCAUAAGUCAUGUGCCUCAGUACCCCCCCCCCCGAUCAUUUUUGUUGCCCUCUGCUGGACUCUCUCCAAUUUGUCCACAUCCCUUCUGUAGUGGGGAGACCAAAACUGGACGCAGUACUCCAGGUGUGGCCUCAUUAGUGCCAAAUAGAAGGGAAUAAUCACUUCCUUCAAUCUGCUGGCAAUGCUCCUACUAAUACAGCACAAUAUUCCAUUGGCCUUCUUGACAACAAGGGCACACUGUUGACUCAUAUCCAGCUUCUGCCCAGUUAUUAUCAAUUCUCCCUUGCACCCUUAGUAAGCUUGAAAAUUAUAAAGUUUUGUGGCAGGUCCACGAUUGUAAGGUUUUAUAUCCCUUCAUGGUAUUUGAUAAUUAGCUAAAUGAAUUUAUGGUCUGAUCCAGGAGUCAUCUCCGCCUGGAUUUUUGCUGGCCUUUGUUUUUUGAUUACUGUUGGAGUGGUUUGUUGUCUUCUUAAACAGUAUUUUUGUUCCCGGGCCCGUGAAUAUCCUCAUAGGCGACUUGACAAUUCGGUUCUUCCAUUAGUAGAACUAACUUCAGGAGCUCAAGCUCCUGCCAUUGAUACUAUGCUGCUAUAUUCAGAGAUAAAGGAAGAAGGGGGCAAGUGUCAGGACUCUAAUUGGGCCCUGGGUGAUCGCUACUUCCCGCCACCCAACACAGAUGUAAUGAGGUUGAGUAGCGUCCGUAUAAGAUAAACAAGAACUACUAGUUAUUCCUCAGAAAAGGUUUUUAAUUAUUUUCUACUAUAAAGAUAACACACGAAAAAUAAGAAAAGCAAAAACAAAGACCAGCAUUGAAUAAGAAUUAAUAUAAAUGGCAGGUUAUACUGAAGAUAAGCGCAAGUACAUGUAAUAUUGUGGACCAUUUGGGAGUUACUGAACAGUGACUCUACAUAUGCUGGUCCUGGCAGGUUAUAAUAGAAGCCCUGAAGACAAGCAUAAGUAAAGCUAUUAUUCAGCAAUUAUAUAUUCCUGGUGGCAGGAUAUACCGAAGACAAGCACAACUACACGUACAAGGAGCUAAUGGACGACAGCCUUACAUGCAUCCGCUCGGGCUAUUCGAAAGACAAGCACAAAUACAUGCAAAGCUAUUAUCCACCAACCACUUACAAUUGUUUUUAUACUACAGUAUUGAUACAACUAAGAUCAAAUCAGCUUGAGCAACCAGACUUUUUUACUCCAUAAUCUUACCCUGCAUUUGUCCCAAAAAUACGUUACCCUUUAGUCAGCCAUUUUCCGCACUGGCCAGGUACAGACAGUUGAGAAGUGCAUGUCCCUUCGGUUCAGGGGGUGUGGGUCAGGUUUCUCUUAUGACCAACAACACACUUGUUUCUGUGCCUUCGUAGUUUUUAUUUGGUCUGACGGCCGUGUUUUAAAACAGACCAACCAAUUAGGAUGGGCCACAUUGUUAGUGUGGUUGCCCUAAUUGUAUAUAGCCAAUUGUUAGUUAGUUGUAUAAUUUAGGCCUAUUUAUCUUUUGUAGCCAAUUGAGUCUUUAAUGUGGGUUUGGUACGUACAUAGGAGUUAGCAUAAAAUGUUAUCUGGUUGCAGCGCGUCCUGACCCCGAGCUUAAGCUUAAUUUUGCAAGCCUUGCUUUUUGAAACAUACGGAAGUUUGAGGCCUAACAUUGGCAAUACUUUUACUUGACAAUACUUUUUGUACAAUUUAAUCACAGUAUAGAUGUCAGUAGAUCAUUACCAGUAUUACAAUAUAAUGUUAUCAAGCAAACAAUUAAGAGCAGGAGACUAUAGUCCCAAACUAAUUUAUAUCACAGGGUAUUGCUGGGAGCUACCCCCCGAAAGGGAUCAAAUUCAGAGGUACAUAGGUUCCCCUGAUCCAGUACCCUUAUUGCGUGUUAGGGAGCUAUUUGCCCACAAGCUCAGGGCUUUGUAUGACACAAAAAUUGCCCAAUUCCAUCAAAGAGAUACAGUAAUGUUUUUUCAGUAAAGAUGGCUAAACCCCAGGAAGGAGAUGUAAUGUUGGUCCAGGCAGGCCCUAUCAGGGAAUGCCUGUAUAUGGGUAGGACUGGUAUGAAUAUGGUGAACACCCCGAUUGGGCAUUUAGUGGAACAAAUCGCUUUCCAAUAUAAUGAAAAUUAUGGAAAUAUACAAAUGAAUAUUCAGAUUGAUUAUAAUUUUGAACUUAAAGAAAUGCCUCCAGAGAUUGUAGCAGUGGAGGGCCGAACUUCCAAUAGGGGGUUUAAUUGCUUGCAUAAUACAGGAAUCUUGGCUCACCGAGCGGUGGUCACCUUUAAUUCCUGGGAAAUUCGUUCUACCGCUUCUGUUAAUUUUAACGAACAAGGUAAAAUUCCUGUUGAUAGUCCCUCCCACAUGUUAUUGGAAUGAUUAGGGAAGGUCUGCAAAGUAAAAGCCACUGUCCCUGAAAAUUUUCAAUGCAUGGACCAGCUUCUCCAGCCUUUGGUCUUAAAAGAAUUGCUUUGGGACAGAGAUAAAAUCAAUAAGAAGGGAAUUUGUCAGUCUGUGUUGGAAUGCUUGGCGUGUUUAAAUUCUACUAUAAUUAAACAGCAAAAAACCAUCCACUUGCUGCUUCAGCCUCAUUGUGCCCCUUCCUCCCCUCCUGUCAGAAUGGAGGAAGAAAGUCCACCACCUCCCUAUAAUUUGCAGGAGGCAGUUCCUUCUGCUCCAGCAGUGCCUCUAUACGCUGUAGUUACCAUCAAAUCCAAAAGUGAUGGUGAUCAGAACACUGUGGUCACUGAAUAUAGAUCCUACACCACUGCUGAGCUCUGGCAUUUGCGAGCCAGGGUGUCUAGGAAAGACGGUGAACCUAUUUGGAAGUGGGUGAUGCGAUUAUAUAAGGAACAUAGUGAUGAUUUUCUUAAUGGUCUGGAUGGACCCCUGGUGUUGAGUUAUCAGUCAACCGGGGGACUAACUGGAGGGGACUGGAGAACAAAAAUAGUUGGCAGAUUAACCCUGAUUCCCAUCAUGGCAUUGGCAAUGGCUGUAACUAAUACCCAGGGAAGGAGAACUAAGCCAGGCCCUGAUGACAUCCAGGACUGGGAGUCACUGUAUGCAUGUAUUUUUUUUAAUACGAUUCUCAGCGUAAGAGAUAAUGAUAAUGGCACCGCCGGAUGGUGAGAUGACACCAUGGUAGAAACACAAGCCAGAGUAGUAAGUCCAGCUACUGUUUCAACGUGUAGCGAGCUAUGUUUCAGGCGAUAUUGGUUGGAAUCUGUUGUUUUAGGGUUGGGUGGACUGACCUUAGAAGCUCUGUCCUCCCGACAAAUUCAGUGGGACCAAGGAAAUGUAAUUGAUAACCCAAAACUGUUAAAAUCAAAUCCCUCUAUGAACCCUAAACAGGAGCACUCUGGGGUUGCACGUGCAGCCUUCACCUUUUUACGAAAUCAGAAUACACUUCCAGAGGCCUGACUCUCUGAUCCUGAGUUAGUAAAAUUGGCUGAACACCAUGAAUUUGUUGCACGGGGUAAAAAUAAAAAUGAUUAAGGAAACGGCGGCUUGAGCAGGGAGAUGAGCAAAGUCAUUUUAAUAAAUCUUAGCAAAAGUCUCCCUCUUUUGAAAUUAGUUACCAAUGAAAAGCAGGAAAAUUGGUUACUUGAUACGGAUGCUGAAAAAUCUGUUUACUUUGUCAAAACAGUUGAUAAAAGGGAUCUUUCCAAAGUUUGGUUAAAAGGAAUCAGGGGAACUAAAAAGGGAUUUGCCUCAGUUUUUUCAAUAGAAUGUGUUAGUUCUAUAAUCUUAAUUCCUAUGGAAUGUAACUCCUUUCAUAUUUUUGGAAAUGAUAAUAUUGGGAAAAUUC
Messenger RNA from Caretta caretta (loggerhead turtle), 6038 nucleotides. RefSeq lists its product as uncharacterized. Gene Ontology annotation, biological process: regulation of transcription by RNA polymerase II. The record is from RefSeq and is a predicted model, not a curated record. Gene Ontology annotation, cellular component: nucleus. Gene Ontology annotation, molecular function: DNA-binding transcription factor activity, RNA polymerase II-specific; RNA polymerase II transcription regulatory region sequence-specific DNA binding. NCBI's taxonomy places the organism in Eukaryota, Metazoa, Chordata, Testudines, Cheloniidae.